AUGUCUUCAGCAUACAACCUUGGCGCGAUCUGCGCUCUUCCACUGGUACCGUACGUGAACGAUAGAUUUGGCCGACGAUGGGCAAUCUUCUUAGGCUCUUGGAUUAUGGUCGUAGGAUCUGUAGUACAAGCCUUCUCCAUCAGCGCUGGCAUGUACGUCGGCGCGCGCUUCAUCCUCGGUUUCGGUAUACCCUUCUGCAUCAUCGCAGGUUCAUCACUAAUGGGCGAGCUUGCAUAUCCAAAGGAACGACCCAUCAUGACCUCUCUCUUCAACGCACUCUGGUUCGUAGGCUCGCUCAUAGCAGCAGGAGUCUCAUACGGCACCCAAAGCCUGAAAGACGACUGGGCCUGGCGCAUACCUUCGCUACUCCAAGCCGGCCCAUCACUACUCCAAAUCGUCUUCAUCUUCAUGAUCCCCGAAUCCCCACGCUUCCUCAUCUCCAAAGACCGCCGCGAAGAAGCCUACGCCACGCUAAUAACCUACCACGCCGAAGGCGCCACCACCUCGCCCUUCGCCGCCGCAGAAAUGGCCCAAAUCGAACACACGAUCCGCAUCGAACUCGAACAUUCCAAACGCUCCUGGCGCGAAAUGAUCGCUGUCCCCGGUCUACGCAAGCGCGUGAUAAUCGGUUCUUUCCUCGGCCUCUUCACGCAGUGGUCUGGAAACACUUUACUCAGCUAUUACCUCAACCAGCUGCUCAACAUGAUCGGGUACGACGACCCUGGCUUCGUCGGGAAAGUGAAUGUCGGGCUCAAUAGCUGGAAUCUGGUGAAUGCGGUGUGUAUCUCGCUAUUGGUGAGACGGUUUCCGCGGAGGAAAAUGUAUCUCAUCUGCGCGAGUAGUCUGUUGUGUUGCUAUGUCGCGUGGACGGUGGCGAUGCAGCGGUAUACGGCUACGAAAAGGAUCGAGCCGGCGAGGCUGACGAUUGCGAUUAUCUUUUUGUAUCAGAUGUGUUAUAAUAUUGGGUAUAAUGCGUUGACCUACACUUUUUUGGUCGAGUUGUUUCCAUUUGCGCAGCGCACAAAGGGAAUUACUAUCUUUCAGUUCUUUAGCCGUACAGCGGUUUUCACGACGACGAUACUUAAUCCUAUUGGGUUGAAGCAUGUUCAGGGUAAAUGGCUGAUUAUGUAUUGUGCUUGGUUGGGAUUCGAAAUUGUCUUCAUCUACUUUAUGUUCCCCGAAACCUACGGCCGCACUUUGGAAGAACUCGCGUUCCUCUUCGAAGACCACGCUCUUGCUGAUGAAGCGACGACGCAUGUGGAGAAGCAGAUGGAGUGGGCUGAGAGGCGAUGGGGCCGGAUUGAUGAGCGCAUGAGUUGGGAGAUGGAUGUUGUGGUACCGAGCAAGGCGCGUCAUGGUCAAGGAGAAGGAGGCAAUGAUGUAGGGACGCUGGAUGCAAGAGAAACGGUUCAACGGCAUCAGUAUCGGAGGCGGAAUAGUAGCUGGGAGGAUCUUAGGCAGCGGGAGUAG
This is a messenger RNA of Alternaria ventricosa, 1470 nucleotides long. RefSeq lists its product as uncharacterized. Gene Ontology annotation, cellular component: membrane. Gene Ontology annotation, biological process: transmembrane transport; carbohydrate transport. The transcript is spliced from 5 exons. The record is from RefSeq and is a predicted model, not a curated record. Bases 1 to 1470 code for a protein of 489 amino acids. Gene Ontology annotation, molecular function: carbohydrate:proton symporter activity. NCBI's taxonomy places the organism in Eukaryota, Fungi, Ascomycota, Dothideomycetes, Pleosporales, Pleosporaceae.